UUGUCUGCAGAAGACUGCAUAAUAAAAACAAGACCUCUGCAAAUGGAGUAUCGCUGGCCUCUCUUUUACACAUGAAGGAAUUAGGUGUCAUGAUGAACCGCUGAUGAAGAGUGAUGUUCUCGGAGCCUGGUCUUAAAUGGAGCAUAGGGUGAACUCCCAUCUUCAUGACUGGAUGUUUUCCUUCAAGCCAAACCCUGUUCAAGAUGCAUUAGUGGUCACAGGUGUGUCAUGUGACCAGGCGAGAAGGUGGGGCGCCUAGAGUUAAGUAGUUUCCAUCUGACUCGGGUGACUUUUCUUUGGCCUGGAGAAGAGCACGGAUCAUCUCUUUGACCAUCCGACUGGAAGCCUCCUCAGAUCUCAUAAUGUUUUCUUUUCCAAGACCGAAUUUAUCUUUUUAAUAUUAUCAUUUCAUUUGAUUAGUUGCACUGUAGAAAGUUCUUCAUUCCAUUAACUCAUCAUCGCAUCCUACAGCUAUCUCACCAGAGAUCAUCACUAUACUUCCAGCUCUGACUUUUCUGCAUAAGAUUCAAAGUGUGGAUCAUCUCUAGUGGGUCAAUAUGUUCAGUUCUGGACAGCUCGUCACUUCUCUGAACCCUGGUAUCCUGCACUCUCCAGUGGCUCAGUUCUUCCCUGCGUUUCCCAGCAGGCUGGGCCAUCCUCAGCUCCUGAUCCCUGCUCCACUGCUCAGCUACGAGCUGCUGCGCACCUACCUCCAGCCUGAGCCUCGUAAACAAGCUAUGCUGCUGUCCUCGCAGGGGUCUUCCAUGAUCCCACUUCCCAGUGACACCGAUGAGCCACGGCCCGCCAAGCAGCGGCGCGCUCGUGCCAACUACAGCAGCUGGCAGCUGGAAGAGCUGGAGAAGGCCUUCAAGAGCACGCACUAUCCUGAUGUGUUCAUGCGCGAGGCCCUGGCACUCCGACUGGACUUAAUCGAGGCUAGAGUUCAGGUGUGGUUCCAGAAUCGCAGGGCAAAGAUGCGCAGACAAAUGAAACUUCAAGGCCAGAGUGGAGACCUGUGUGGGAAAGACAGUGAGUCGGGCCACCCGACACCCUCCAGUAGGAGCACGGAGUCAGACAGCGACCAGGUGCCCUGCUGGGACAGCAAAAAGGAGAAGAGCGUCGGACACACACUGCACCCGGAGGCCAGACAACAGGCGCGAUCAGGAGAGACCAGUCCUGAGGAGUUCCGCUUCUGCAGCAUUGCUAAACUGAGAGCCAAGGCCAGGGAUUACGAAGCCGAGAUCCACAGCACUGCGGCCAAGAGCGACAGGAAGUCGUGCUUAAAAUCUCACGUGUCUGAAAGUGACUGUUGAAGUUCGGGGUUCCUGAAUUCUAGUUUAUUUAUUGUUGCCUCAUUAUUACACAUGUUGGAGAUGCAUUUCUUUAUUUUCUCCUGAUAUUUUGGUGUCUUUUGCAUUAAUAUACAUGUGAAUAUUUCUA
This is a messenger RNA of Tachysurus vachellii, 1440 nucleotides long. RefSeq names its product paired mesoderm homeobox protein 2. The record is from RefSeq and is a predicted model, not a curated record. The transcript is spliced from 3 exons. Lineage: Eukaryota; Metazoa; Chordata; Actinopteri; Siluriformes; Bagridae. Gene Ontology annotation, biological process: regulation of transcription by RNA polymerase II. Bases 558 to 1313 code for a protein of 251 amino acids. Gene Ontology annotation, molecular function: RNA polymerase II transcription regulatory region sequence-specific DNA binding; DNA-binding transcription factor activity, RNA polymerase II-specific.